Anolis carolinensis (green anole) is the source of this 4790-nucleotide messenger RNA. RefSeq names its product fibrinogen-like protein 1. NCBI's taxonomy places the organism in Eukaryota, Metazoa, Chordata, Lepidosauria, Squamata, Anolidae. Bases 401 to 1690 code for a protein of 429 amino acids. The record is from RefSeq and is a predicted model, not a curated record. The transcript has 6 exons.
CAGGGUUCCAAGAAUCCAAGAGAAGGGCACAGACUUAUAGACCAAGCUGGUGGCUGUUUUUGUACAAAGUGUGAUCAAAUAAUAGAAUCGUAUUGUUGGAAGAGAAGGCAAAAGCCAUCAGGUCCAACCACCUUGAGGAAAGUGAAUGGUAUCUUGGAGAAAAUGUAACCGCUUCUGGGUGCCUUUGUUGUUGUGUUUUCUUGCAGGUCUGGACGCUCUUAUGGAGGCCACGCUAUCCAUCCAAAGACCUCCUUGGCAUCUGGUCACUCUCCAUUCAUGUCAAUGCACCUUGUGACAGAUGAACGUGGAUGUGGGACUGCGCUAUAUAUCCCAUUAGUUGUGGCUUCUCUCCAUAUCUUCCCCUCUGGCUUUGUCCUAAGUCUCUCUAAGACUCACCAGGAUGGCAUGGAGGGCUCUCCUCUUCUUGGCCUUCUUGGCUUGUGGCUCGUCUCAGAGACCUUUGUCAUCGGACGGUAACGGCAUCGACGGGGAUGAUGGGCACCACCAGGACAGCCCCGGCCUCAUCCACUGCGGCGAGUACAGCAACCAGGUCCUGCCCAACGGGAGGUGCAAGAUCGUGGCCACGUUGCCGCAGCUGGACGAACAGCGGUGCCCAGACAUGUUCCGCUGCACCGACGAAGUGUCCUACUGGCUGCAUGAGAACGAGGAGCGGAAGCAGCAGAUCCUGGAGCUGCGGGAGCUCAUCUCGGAGCUUCAGGAGGAGCUGAGGAACCACCGGCACCGCAUCAAAAUCCUGGAGCUGCAGCAUGAGGAGAAGUCCAGCCGCAACUCUUCGGUGGAGCAGCGGGUGCAGGACCUGGAGCAGCGGGCCCAUGAGGCGGCCGCCGUGCAACACAUGCAGGCCACGCUGCUCUACAACAUGCAGGCCCAGGUGCACAACAUUUCCGUCCUGAUGGAGUGGGUACGACACAACCCAGGGUGCCUGGUCCCCGUCGACAUGCGUCUCCAGCAGGAGAUGAUGCACUACCCAGAUACGAAGCACGGCAAGAACUGCCCCAUCGACUGCGCCUCCAUCUACUACAAUGGGAUCCGUCGGUCGGGCAUCUACAGCAUCAUGCCUUCUGCAGAAGGGUUGCCUAUCGAAGUGCUGUGCGAAAUGGAUGUCGAAGGUGGUGGUUGGACGGUCAUCCAGCGACGCUUGGACGGCACAGUCGACUUCAACCGGACUUGGAACGAGUACAAAGAUGGAUUUGGGGAUCUCAAUGGCGAGUUCUGGAUGGGCAACGAGAACAUCCACAAGAUCACCAACCAAGGGGACUACUCUCUUCGCAUCGACAUGGAGGACUGGAACAAUAAGCACAAGCAUGCCUUUUACCAGCUUUUCAGCAUUGAGGACGAGGUGAACUAUUACCGUCUCCAGGUGGAAGGCUUCAGUGGGACGGUGGAGGACUCGUUCGCCUGGUACCACAACAAGAGGGGCUUCAGCACACCCGACUCGGGGAACAUCUGCGCCGCCAUCUCCCACGGAGGAUGGUGGUACCACCAGUGCUUCUUCUCCAACCUCAACGGGGUUUACUACAAGGGAGGCAGAUACUCCUUGAAAAGCCGCAAGAUCCUGGGUCCGGACGGUGUGGUCUGGUACACCUGGAAGGACACAGAUUACUACUCCCUCAAGAGGGUCACCAUGAUGAUCCGGCCACGCACCUUCCGGCCCCAUCUCUCCCCGUGAAGGCCAUCCAGAGCUUCUUUUAAUCCGAACACCCAUUGACUGCUCCAGAUGAAGACAUGGCAUCCGGGAAAUGAUGCCAACAGCAGCCUUGGGACAUCUCAUGGGCGAAGCAUGCUGCUGAGGAUUUGACCAGCCGGUCAGUUCCUGAAAGAUGGACGUUCCUAUGGCCAUGACUUGGGAAUCACGAGGCUUCUCAUCACUUCUCGCUGCCAAUUUGAGAUGGACCGCAGAGGAAAACCAGCUCUGUCUAAGAUGUGUCUAUGCUGCACGAAUGAGACAGGAAGAAGCUUCCCAUCACUUCAUGUUGCUAUUUUGAGAUGGACUUCAGAGGGUGCAAGUGAAACAAGAAAUUGCUUUCUAUCUCAUCCUGUCAGCAUUUUGAGAAGGAUUGCUGAAGAAAGCCAACUAUGCCUGGUUUCUUUUUAUUGUGUCAGACGCAACUUGAGAACAUACUGUAAGUUGCUUCUUGGUGUGAGAGAAUUGCCCAGGGGAUGCCUGGAUAUGUUACCAUCCUGCUGGGAGGCUUUAUUUAUUUACAAUAUUUAUUUACAGUAUUUAUAUUCUGCCCUUCUCACCCUGAAGGGGACUCAGGGCGGAUCACAUUACACAUAUAAGGCAAACAUUCAAUGCCAUAACAUAGAACAGAGACAGAGACAGAUGCAGGCACUGCGCUGGCCUCGAACUUAUGACCUCUUGGUCAGAGUGAUUUCUUGCAGCUGGCUGCUAUCCAGCCUGCACCACAGCCCGGCCUCACUCAUGUUCCUGCAAACUAGAGCUGACAGACAGAAGCUCACCCUGUCUCACGGAUUUGAACCGGCAACCUUCAGGUUUGCAACCCAACCUUCAGGUCAGCAGUUCAGCCAGCACAAGGGUUUAACCCAUUGCACCACCACGGCUCCUGGAGGUCUCUAAACUAUGCCUGGUGAUGUCUCCACUUUGCACAAAGGAGGAAGGAAGUGGGAGGUAGGAGGAAAAAAACAGAGCGUGCAUUGCAAGCAGAGAGACUCUGGCCCCAUCUACACUGCUGCCUAAAAUCCAGUUUCCGAAUCCAAAUUACCUGCUUUGGACUGUAUUAUAUGGCAGUGUUGAUAUAAUCCAAAUCAGAAAAUCUGGAUUUGGAAACUGGAUUACAUGGCAGUAUGGAUCCAGCCUCUAUCCAAGAAGCCAUGGCUGCGCUGGGUUUGCAAGACCUGAGCUGGGCAGCAGAAGUCCAGCCUUCUUGGAGGACUUGUGGUCAGAAAAGCCAACUUGAAAAGCCAACCGCAAAUAUCGGAGACAUACUGUGUUGCCCAGAUAAAAGAAGUUGGACUUUUGCUGGACAGUCUUUUGUGCGAUAUGUUUCUGGAGGGGUUUGGGAAUUGGAGGCACUGUGAUGCAAUGGUUCCGGUCAUCUCAGGCUUGUUCCAGGUGGUGGCACUUGGGGAGAGCUGCUCCUCAAAAAAGGCAUCGUCCCACAAGGUGCUAUUCUAUCCCCACUGCUCUUUAAUAUAGACAUGAAACCCCAGGGAGAGAUCAACCAAAGACAUGGGGUGAGUGAGGUGUUAUCAGUAUGCUCCUGAUCCCCAAAGCAUUUUUCCAUGUCUUCAGCUAAGGAGAGCAUGUCUCCUCUGAAGGAAUGCCUGGAGGAUGAAAUGGGCUGGAUGAGGAGAAAUGCAUUGAAACUGAAUCCAGGCAAAAUAGAGGUGCUUGCGAUCAAAGGUGGUAUCAUAAAAACGGGGGAAAAGUUUAUUAAACUGCAAAAAAAAUUGUUUUGCAGGAGGGACAUCCCGUAGCACAUUUUGGUCUCGUUUUUUAGUGCAUAACAAUGAGUUAUUGAGUCUCAACAAAUUCAACAUAGUUUGUGGCAGCCAAAAAAAAAUCUUUCUGGAAUAUUUAUUUACCGUAUUUAUACCCCACCCUUAUCACCCCAAAGGGGACUCAGAGCAGCUUAUAAACACACAUAUAUAGCAAACAUUCAAUGCCGAUUAUACACUUAAGAAGGACAGACAACAUAGACAGAGGUAAAGGCAGAUUUUCCCAUCUUAUUUUCAGCAUCUUGGAGACUGUGUUCGACUCUGGCUACAGGAGAUGCCUUCACUCCAUCUUCCAUGUUGAGGAGCUAAGGGCGCCUUUAUUAUCUCCCUGCUAAAAAGCAGUACCUAUUUAUCUACUCGCAUUUCUGCUUUCGACUUGCUAGGUGAGCAGGUGAGCUGGAGCUAACAGCAGGUGCUCACCCAGACCAAGGCUCAAACUGCUGACCUUUUGAUUGGCAGGAUUUUUCUGCAGCACAGCAGAAAAUUACUUACAGCACAAUUACUUUCAAAGUAAGGUCCACACAAUUAAUCAGGACAUAACAUUUUAAAGCCAGGAGCAGAUAAUCAUUCCAAUUUUGUUCUAUAGUGUUAUCAGCUUUGGCUGAAACGUCAGGAGUGCCUCUCCUAGGAUCCAAGGAUCUCAAGACGGAGGGACAUUGACGGCUGGACUUCUUCAAUGUGCUCUGUAUUGGGCUCCCUUUGAACCAAGUUUGGAAACUUCAGUUGGCUCAAAACACAGACUAGUGACAAGAACACCUUGUAACAUCCAGAAGUGACUGUAUUACACCUAUCCUAAAGUCACUCCACUGGCUGCCAAUGAGUUUCCAGGAAAAGGACAAAGUGUUGGCUUUGACUUUUAGAGACCUACAUGUUUUGGGUCCAGGUUCCUACAGGAUGGCCUUCUCUUGCCCCGUUGGACAAUGAGGUCCUUUAGAUUUUAUAUUUAUUUUAACCAGCCAGAACCCAACUGGCCACUGUAACCCAGAGGACCCCUUCAUUGGCUGCCCCAAAAGAAGACUGAAAUGACCACCCGGAAGAAGCGAUCCCAUAGCAGCUACAUCAGAGACAAUUGAAGACCUAUCUCCAUAUCCCUUCCGGCAGACCUACUCAGUCAAUGUUUAACUAUGAAUUUUAAACUCAUGUCCUGUGUUUACUGUAUUUUAAUCUUUAUUUUGUGUAUUGUAAUAUACAUGUAUUUCAUAUAAAUAUGUUUCAAUAUACGCAUUUUACAUAAUGUGUCAUAAUGUGCUUUUAAAUGUAUUCUGCCAUGCCUUGAGGAGAGGUGGGCAAGAUAUAAAAUGAUUAUA